Molecule: messenger RNA, 9143 nt
Organism: Vollenhovia emeryi
Lineage: Eukaryota; Metazoa; Arthropoda; Insecta; Hymenoptera; Formicidae
Product: inositol hexakisphosphate and diphosphoinositol-pentakisphosphate kinase 2
Exons: 29
Coding region: 1685-6775 (1696 amino acids)
Biological process (GO): inositol phosphate biosynthetic process; inositol metabolic process
Cellular component (GO): cytosol
Molecular function (GO): diphosphoinositol pentakisphosphate kinase activity; 5-diphosphoinositol pentakisphosphate 1-kinase activity; inositol hexakisphosphate kinase activity
Source: RefSeq, a predicted model, not a curated record
GGGAGACCGUUCUUUCUCACCGCUGUCGAAACGCACACCGCUGUUAGCACUUGUCCACGAACGUUGCACGAGGCGCACAGCUUGAAAUCUAUCCUUCGGCUUCCUAACCAGAGCACGUGCCAUGCUAUCGAGUUUUUAUAGAUGAGCGCUCUACUCCUUUUCUUAAUUCUCUUCUUGUUGAAUAACACGACAUGCGAAUGGUUUUCUCGAUUGUGCAUCCAGUGUUGAUCGCAUUGACUUGUGUCUGAUGAGAUAUCACAGAAAUACAGAGGCGACGCGAGCAAGAGCCGCGCGUGCCUGAGACGGUCGAUUGUUAUCCUAGAGACUAAUUGAUUUGAGAUUAAUGGCACCGCAGUGUCGUUCCACUUCCAGCUUUUUAUCCUGCGUUUGUGUUACGAAAACGACGAACGUGCGCGCGUGAAGCAGCUGUUUGGAGCAAGACUGCGUGCGUUAGCGGUCGGAGGUUAGAAAUCUAUAUUAAGAAUACGUUUCCGUAUAUAUGCAGACGUUUUCUCGCGUAUUUAAAGAUACAGUAUCUGUCCCCUCCGAUCUGUCCCCUUAUUUGCAAUGUACAUACUUGCCCUUUGCAACGGAAAUGUUACGAGCAGUUAUGUAAAUAGUCGGCGGCAUCAGCGCAAACAGUGGCUAGGUAAAUGUUGAAGCUCUUGCUGGUCGCUUAAUUGCUGGUAUACCUAGACAGAGAGAUAUACCCUUAUUACGUAAUAUCGGCUUUCAAAGAAUCAAACCGAUUCGGAGCAUUCGCGGUGUGCAUUAGUGAAUGUGUCUGCGCGUGGCCGAGCGUGUGCGAAUGCAGUCGGUGGAAGAGCAGGAUAAAUUCCGUGUUCGUCGCCCGCGAUGUUCGGCCCGGCAGGGAUUUAUCUCAUUGUAAGGCACGUUAUCCGAGCACGAAUGGUACGCACGUGAUGCAGCAGUUAGACUUUCUGUCGAUGCAUGCGCGAAGGCAAACACCUGAUUGUCCCGCGUAGAAAUACAUUUGUUAACCACCCAUCGUGAGCCAAUUAGCAGUGCUAAUAUUGACUGAAUUAUAAAUUGCUUCUAAUUGCGCUUGAUAACAUUACGACCUGCGAUAACCGCCUGCGAGUUCUAGUUUUUGUUCAGAUGGUAUUCGCUACUCGUUACUUCAACAGUGCGUGAAUCUAAGUAAACAGUGUGCAUUGUUAGAAUCUAAAGUACGAUUUAACUACAUUACGUUCUCAUGUCAUUUCGGUGGCGCAUGAAUAUGCCGUCGCAAAUAUAUCUGAAUUCCAGUUACAGUGAUAGUCCUCAAGUGACAGACUUGAGAGUAGAACUGAUAACUUUCCCUUUAUCUUUCUAUCGUGAUAUGUUAACUGUGAUCGCACUUUGAGCGAUUGAUAUUAGAACACCAUCAAUUGAAUCGUUAUCCGAGUGGAAGACGCCAGAGCUUGCGGAAUUUUCAAUAUCUUCAAGAUACAUAGCAAUGAAUUUUAUUUCCAAGUGAUUAACAAACGUUCGUGCUUUGGUUUGCUUGUUGCUGCAUGACUGGUAUUGCAUUUCUUAUUGAGUCUGGAUUGUAGUGAAGUAGUAAGCGAUAAAAGCGGAGUAAACAGAAAUAAGUGAAAAGAAAACGUAUUUGUAAAAGUGCAAUAACGUAUGCGAUCGACGUAUUACUUACUUAUCAAAAGAUCACAAACUAAAGAGUAUAAUGAGUAAUCUUACAAGAGUUCGCGAUGAAAAUUGUCCUGCUGACGACAAGCCUAGAUUUCUAUCCUGCCUAAAGGCAUACUGGCCCGAAUUAUCAGAAGGCACCCAAGAUGAUGCUUAUAUGGGCGGGAGUGAUGUGGAAGGAGAGGGAAAGCAAGUCCUGGUUGGGAUAUGCGCAAUGGCGAAGAAGUCGCAGAGUAAACCGAUGAAAGAGAUUUUAACGAGGCUCGAGGAAUUCGAGUAUAUAAAAAUUAUCGUCUUUCCAGAAGAAGUGAUAUUAAAGGAACCUGUAGAAAAUUGGCCUGUGGUCGACUGCUUGAUAAGUUUCCAUAGUAAAGGUUUUCCCCUUGAUAAGGCUAUAAAUUACGCGAGUUUACGUAAACCGUUUAUUAUUAAUCAUCUCCCGAUGCAGUACGACAUCCAGGACCGACGAAGAGUUUAUGCUAUACUGGAGGGCGAAGAUAUCGAAAUUCCACGGUAUGCCGUUCUCGACAGAGAUUCGCCAGAUCCAAAACACGGUAUUUCAGAGCACGAAUUGGUGGAGUCGGAGGAUCACGUGGAGGUGAACGGUAUUACUUUCAACAAACCAUUCGUGGAAAAACCAGUAUCCGCUGAAGACCAUAAUAUCUAUAUUUAUUAUCCUACUUCUGCCGGCGGAGGGAGCCAGAGAUUAUUUAGAAAGAUAGGUAGUCGUAGUAGCGUAUAUUCUCCAGAAUCUCGCGUUCGCAAGAGUGGUUCUUAUAUCUAUGAAGAUUUUAUGCCUACCGAUGGCACUGACGUUAAAGUCUAUACCGUGGGACCUGAUUACGCUCACGCCGAGGCGAGGAAGAGUCCCGCCCUCGACGGCAAAGUCGAGAGAGAUUCGGAGGGCAAGGAAAUUCGUUAUCCGGUGAUAUUGAACAACGCUGAGAAACUCAUUAGCAGGAAAGUGUGCUUGGCCUUCAAGCAAACGGUGUGCGGCUUCGACUUAUUAAGAGCGAACGGCCAAUCGUUCGUGUGCGACGUGAAUGGAUUUAGUUUUGUAAAGAACUCGAACAAGUAUUACGAUGACUGUGCCAAGAUUUUGGGGAAUAUGAUACUUAGGGAACUAGCCCCCACGUUGCAUAUUCCGUGGAGUGUCCCGUUUCAACUGGACGAUCCUCCUAUUGUGCCGACUACCUUUGGCAAAAUGAUGGAAUUGCGCUGUGUCGUGGCAGUUAUUAGACAUGGUGACAGAACCCCGAAGCAGAAGAUGAAAGUAGAAGUGCGUCAUCCGAAAUUUUUUGAGAUAUUUGCUAAGUACGAUGGCUAUAAGCACGGUCACGUAAAACUAAAGCGUCCAAAACAGCUGCAAGAGAUUCUCGAUACAGCGCGUAGUCUACUAACGGAAAUACAGCAUCGUGCGGCGGGACCCGAGUUGGAAGAAAAACAAGGGAAACUGGAGCAACUCAAGAGUGUCUUAGAAAUGUAUGGACAUUUCUCUGGCAUAAAUCGUAAAGUCCAAUUGAAGUAUCAGCCGCGAGGACGGCCGCGGGGAAGUUCUUCCGACGACGGUAGCGAUCUUAAUCGAUUAGGGGAACCAUCUCUAGUUUUGAUAUUGAAGUGGGGCGGAGAACUGACGCCCGCUGGACGUAUUCAGGCGGAAGAAUUAGGACGCAUAUUCCGCUGCAUGUACCCCGGUGGUCAAGGUAGACACCUUAGUGAGGAAGAAUCAGAGAUGUUACCAAACUACGGUGAAUAUGCAGGUGCGCAAGGAUUGGGUUUGUUACGCCUGCACUCCACGUUUCGCCACGACUUGAAGAUCUACGCCAGCGACGAGGGACGCGUCCAAAUGACUGCGGCGGCUUUCGCGAAAGGGUUGCUUGCACUGGAAGGAGAGCUAACGCCUAUCUUGGUGCAGAUGGUGAAAAGCGCGAAUACCAACGGCCUACUGGACAACGACUGCGAUAGCAGCAAAUAUCAGAAUAUGGUGAAAACGCGCUUGCACGAGCUGCUACAACAGGACCGAGAGUUCACUCGCGAGGAUCGAGAACAGAUCAAUCCGGGAAACGCGCUGAGCAUCAACGCCGCUUUGGACUUUGUCAAGAACCCGGUCCGAUGCUGCCAGCACGUUCACACUCUCAUCCAGAAGCUCCUGGACAUCGUGCGCAUCAAGAAAGAAGACUCGAAGACGAAGGACACGAUACUUUAUCACGGCGAGACGUGGGAGCUGAUGGGACGUCGCUGGGGAAAGAUAGAGAAAGACUUCUGCACGAAAAACAAGCGUUUUGACAUCUCUAAAAUACCCGACAUUUACGACUGCAUAAAGUACGACCUUCAGCACAACAAUCAUACGUUGCAAUUCGAACACGCGGAAGAAUUGUACACGUACGCUAAAUCUUUAGCCGAUAUAGUGAUCCCUCAGGAAUACGGCUUGACGGUACAAGAGAAGCUGACUAUCGGUCAGGGUAUAUGCACACCUUUGCUGAAGAAGAUACGGGCUGAUCUGCAACGAAAUAUCGAGGAAUCAGAAGAGACUGUCAACAGGCUUAACCCUAGGUAUUCUCAUGGUGUCUCGAGUCCAGGGCGUCAUGUACGUACGAGGCUGUACUUCACGAGCGAGAGUCAUGUACAUUCCUUGCUCACCGUGCUGCGUUACGGUGGUUUACUCGAUGUGGUGAAAGACGAGCAGUGGCGGCGCGCGAUGGAAUACGUCAGUAUGGUCUCCGAGUUGAACUACAUGUCGCAAAUUGUUGUUAUGUUGUACGAGGAUCCGACCAAGGACCCAAGCAGCGAGGAGCGCUUUCAUGUCGAGUUGCACUUCAGUCCUGGCGUUAACUGCUGCGUGCAGAAGAAUCUACCGCCUGGUCCUGGAUUCAGACCACACUCGCGCAAUGAGAGCAGCCACAAUGUGGGAGAGAGCGGUGGUUCCGGUCAGGAUACUAGUUCACAAUGUAGCACCCGGAUAGAGGAGGAAGAUGCGGAAUUGGGUAUCAAUGACGACGAUUUGAUUAAUACCACGGCGCAGGCUGAUACGCCUCCAUCUUUAAUGGAAACGGAUACUGUGGACUCUAUGCUGGACAGUCCGACGACCAGUCGUGGGAUCGACAUGAUGGAUCUAGAUCCAAAUAUGAUGGACGAGCCGUACGAUAGUGGAUUCUUACAGAGCUCGGCACCGAUUCCAAUCAGCGCCAGAACCGUGGCCGGACACGAGGCUGCUAGACUCGGUAGCCAAUUGGCGGCGAGUCAACGACAACGGCGAAGCAGAGAGGCAGGGAGCAUCGUGGAGCCGCGCGCGCGAAGCUACGAUCAUCAGCGGCAGGAGAAGCCCGAGAAAGCCGAGAAGCCAACUCCGGAGGGACCUCGCGACGAGGAGCGCAUGUGGAAACCGGCGACGUUGCUGCAGUCGCAUAGCUCGCCGGAGCUGCCGGUUUCGUCGGACGAGAGCUUCGCUUCCUCGUGCUCGCUUCGCAUUACGCGCAACGCUAGACAUCUAUCCGCCAACCUUUGCUCGUUGCCCGAUCCGUCGUUCGCGAGCGUCAAAGGCCUGCCGGAGCGGACUGUCACCGGGUAUCGUGGCCGCGGCAGAAAGUACGAACGGUCGCACUCCGAAGUGACCUUGCCUGUCGAACUCUACGACACGCGAUCGCGAAUCAUUCAACCUGAUCCUACCUGCACAGCAAGGCGCCACCGUCACAGUAUCUCCGGACAGAUGAGUUAUUUCAAAAUGCUCGGCUACAAUGUCAGCAAGAAGCUCACCGGCUCGGCUAACAGUCUCUUCAGCACCGCCGUGAUAAGCGGCUCCUCGAGUGCGCCGAACCUCAAGGACAUGGUGCCACCUCAUGCGUCCGCGGUCGCUGCCAUAGAAGGCUUCGGCGGAGUGCCGCCCAUCAGGCCCCUGGAAACUCUGCACAAUGCCUUGUCGCUACGUCAACUGGAUUCCUUCCUGGAUAUGAUGACCACGGCGCCGUUGUACAGAACCCCGGCCUCGUCGCCGCCCAAGUCGUCGCCGGCCGGGUCGACGCACGAGUCGCUCAAUCCACCCCUCGUCCACGCCGGGAUCAGUCGCGAGUACCACUCUUCCGACACGGAAGCUGUCAGGUACAUUAUGCCGACACCGAUACAGUAUAAGCCCCUUGGCGAAGCGGAAACGUGUGACAUCCGGAAUCUGCCGUCGCCUACCAGCCCGAACAGCACAGGAUGGAGUAGCGAGCCGCAAUCUUUUCUGUCCUCCGAGCCAUCGUCACCCGCGCCAACUUCGACAGGCGAAUGCAGUAUGUCUAUAAGCUUAAUUAGCAACGAAAGUGCCCAACUCUUUAUCGCGCCGAAAUUCUCCCCGACCUCUUGCCUGGACGUCGACUUUAACGAAUUUUGUAUUCGUCUCGAUCAAGAAAAUCGAGAGAGUCGCGGCAGCGUCUCAUAUACGGAUUAUUACAGCAACGAGGACGGUCAGAUACGCAAAAUAACGCAAAUACCGCAAGUGAUGCAGUCAGGUGCUGGCGGUGCGCAAACGAAGCUCGUGUGUGGCGAUGAUAUUCCCUGCGACGAGGACGAGGACCACACGUUAACUUUGAAACAGAGCGAGGAGCAGAAGAAACAGGAUGUUAAGUCAAUAUUUGAGCAGAGGGACGAUGUUAAUCCCGCCAAACUAAGCGGGAGCUACAAGAAGAUCGGACGUUUCCUGGUGGAAAGCACGGAUAUAUCGCACGGCGACGUCCGAAUUAAGGAUACCGACAACGCCGGUACUUCCGACAAAACGAAACUCUCUACGUCUCAGAAAUCCGACUCUUCGGGCAUGGGUAAAUCUAUGGCGGAAAGGGUAAAGAAAGACUCUAAAAAGAGCGGCGGCUCGCACAUCGGUUCUCAGAAGCGAAAGAACUUUUCUCGCUCGCAGAGCGUCACGACGCCGAAACCGGUUGCGCCGAAAUCUGAACAGACUUUCAGUUACACGAGACAGAGCUCGUUCUCGACCAUGUCGGAUGCGGAUCUGGAAAAUUGGAAAUUGAGCACGGAUCCGGCGCAUUCCUCGAGAACGAGCCAGCAGGAAGAGCCUAUACUCACCGUAGCCAGCAGUCUCACGGAUAGCUCUAACGUCACCGUGGGCUUCGACAUUAAAGAGGAGGAAAAGAAAUAGAUAUUCGAUCGUAAAUGAAUUUACUCUGAUGUUUUUUUUCCAACGCCCACGUGAUAUUAGAUCUAUUCUUACGAAGCGUUUCGCGCGACUAGAAUUUUAGAAAGGAUAGUUUCCUAGCCUGAGAAAAGUAUUAAAACACAGCGGGGGUAUUAAGCGGUAUUGGACAUUUCAAUGUUUCGUAGCAUUGUCCGGUAUCCAUUAAGGCCGAUAAAAGUAUACAACCAGGACCAGUCGUUUAGAGAAAAUUAUAAUAGCGGAACUUUUAAAUCCCGUCUCCUUCCAAUCCUUGCAUUAUAUAAAUGAGACAUAAAAUCAAAUAAAGACGAUAUAUUCUUAUUUUAGCUCAAGGAAUAUCUCUAGGAAGUGAUUAAUUUCUCUAAAUCGCUUUGCGACUUAAAAAAAUAUAUUUUACGAAUACAGAUUAAUACAGUAGAAUAAUUACCAUAGUUUACUCUUAAUUAUGUAGCAAAUAUUCGACUUGGAAUGUCACGGAUCUUUUAUAACAAAAAGAUCAAAUUACUCGACUGAUAACAACGAGAAAGAACGAUUAAUCACUUUACAUAUCAUUAUCUGCGCGCUUUGAUUAGCUUUAAACUUUGAUUCAACUUAUUUACAUGCAUUUAGAUUUAUUAUUCCUUUUUUAGGAGUCCGUUUUAAAAGAAAUUAAAAAUCGAACAUUUUUAGUCGAGAUGCAGAUUGACUAUACUUUUUCAACCUCUUAUCAUUUUAUGGUUUUUAGACAGAUGAUGAUUUUCGCGCAGCUAUUCUCUAGGAUCAUCGCUGUUGACUGUGAAUCGUAAUUAUGCGCGUAGAAGAUUGCCUCUUUCCUAAAGAGAUUACUGCAGAUGUACAAACGCUAUGUAGCUAAGCAUAGCCAUUAUGUGUGCUUCAAUUAAGUAUAAGGGUAACUGAGUAGAGAGACAGAAGUGCGAAGAUGAAAAUACAGGUGAUAACGAUUGAGGAUUUGAGGCUAUCUAGAAAGAAAUGUAUAUUUGUAUAUUACUGGAUUUUGUUCUUUUUAUAAUCAAGUCGUGGUAGUUGUUUUUUUUUAAAUCAAGAGCCAGAUAUUCUUGAAGUUACCGAAUGUACGAGACUGAAUACGUAUGUGAGCUAGCUUAAUGCGUGUCACGUGACAACGAAAAUAUCUCUUCGAGAUCUUACCUCGUGUGGCAUAGUCGAGGAUAUUGCGUUCCUUAGUUUCUUUUUCCGUAUAGUGAUAAGUACCAGAGAAGAUUUUAUCCGAGCCAAAGAAGAUAUCCCGGUUAAGGCGAUAUAACUACGCUAGAAGUUGCGCGAUGGGACGGUCCCGUUUGUUGAAAUGCGACUUCGUAUUGCGUCAGUACGGAAAAUACGUAGUAGUUAUUAACCGCAGAUGAACCAUGUAAAAUAGGAAGCAACGUGUUCAUAGACACGAAAUAUACGUACAUAUAUAUAUAUCUAUGUUACAAAUGUUUUAAUAAAACAAUUCGGAACGAAACUGUUCGUCGGGAGUCAGUUUUUCCUCAAUUUUCUCAAGUGAAUAAACCUGAGCGAACCUGAGCGAACGCGAUUACAAAGAAAGCUUGUGCUUUGCCAGAUUCUGUCUCUUUUAUUUAUCUUCUUUCUUAAAAAUAACGCUGCGGAGAUAACUCGGCAACCGUCUCGUCAACUUUACGGCGAUUGUCUUUGCUAAUCCUUCCUGUCUAUAAUUGGCUCCACGUCAAACCGACGUGCAGAGUCAAUUUGCGAUUUCGACGGACACGUGCGCGCCUUUUCCGUUCUUUCGAGGGAGACAGCCAGCAUAUUGUUCGCGAGCGAGAGAGCGGCCUGGGGGGUGCGAUCUACCCCUGAAUCAAUUAAAUAGAUAUUAGCCGUGUCACUUGAUGCAGGCGAGUGCGAGAGACCGACCCUUACAACGAGCGCGUAUAAACAUCGCGCGUUUCCGCGUGUCAAAUCGGAUCUCGUGUUUACCCUCCCCCGAGGUGACUUCGACGGGGGUUGCAUAAAGUUAUUAGUUAUCCCUCGGCGCAUCCCCCUUUCGUCUCGCGACAUUUCCGCGUCCCGGGUUCGCUCUAAUUACGUCGCGCGAGUGGCAUAUGAUUUAUCCCUUUGCUACAUUUUUUCUCGCCCCCUGCCCCGCUCUCCCCGAAAACCCUCUGAUAUUUGCGCCUCGCAGUAGCGCGACACCGACAAAUCGUUUUCCGAUUUUGGUUUCGAGUGCGGAUUCGUCGUCUGGGGUAGCCGAACACGUUGCGAUACUCUUGGAGUUACAAUAGAGAGAUUUACGCUUAUGUAAAAAUAUUUUAUUCGUGUAGCAAAAAGUAAUGGAAUAUAUGAAGAGAAGAAAAGAAUUUGUAUGUUAAAUAAAAAAGCUGGAUAUUUAAAAACA